AUGCAAGACCGUAAUCUUUGUCUACCCUCCAUAUCAGAUAACCCCGAGGGAAUUCCUAGACCCCUUACGUCUGACCACCCGACCUUGGCCUCAUUCGAAUCACCACCUACUCCUCCACCCCCCCCCCCUUACCCACCUCCCAAAUUACACAAAUCUUCCCAAACGCCCCCACUCGAAACUCUCCCUUCUCCCCCCCCCCAUUCCCCCCCUGGACUCUCUACAAUCCAGCCCGAACCUCGAGAUUGCCUCAUCCCCGCGAGCAAUAUCUUGGGAAGCAGUAGUGAAAGACCCCACGAGUCUGGACUCUUUAUAAGCAGGAAAAGGUUGACGCCGCCACCCCAAAGCGUUAAUCCAUCAGCUCCGGACGAUACCGCCAACGCUGCAUCAAUGACAGCAAAAUCCUUCCCAGAAAUCACUGCCCCACGGUCGAAUAACUCUGCAAGGAGCAACAUCUCCGCUCACUUGACACAACCGGAUCCAACCAACUCAGCGUAUGAGAUAGUCGCGAGCUGGAGACAGGAGGACAUUCCUCCGAGAUCCAUUGUGUCAGACGAUGACUCAUCCUUUCCGGGGUCGCCGGUAUCUGAAGUAGGUAGACCAAGCCUACUUAUAAAUUCUGGCAAGCGACUGGGGGUAGAGAUGGAUAUAGCGACCAGAGAGGCCAAUGAAAUGCUGCUGCGAGGUAAGGAAGCCCUGGAAUCCGCAGGGAAAAUGAAGAGGGAGUGCAAGCAGACCACAUUAGACUGUCUGCAAUCCCUCUAUGAAAUGGUCCUGGCACUCUCAGACUCUAGGUCACGUCACAAACAAAACCUAGAGAGGGAGCGCUCUCGAAACGCUCAGGAACUAGUGCGCGUAGAGCGAGCCCACAACAAACUGGUGACUGGGCUUAUUAAAGAUCUGGCCUCGGAACUCGCCCAUGCCAGGACAGACAUCAAAACUAAUCUGCAGGAGACCAAGGAUGUAAGGAGUUGGCUGGAAUAUGAAACGAGGGUACCCUUUCAAAAGGCCACAGAAGCACAAAAGGCGCUGCAGGACGCAGAAAAAAGGCUUGAGGAAAUCCAUAGGACCCUAGCCCAGUCGAAAAAGGAAGGCAAAACCACAUUAGAGUCAAAAGAUAUCACCGACAUAAGAUCUUCGAUGAAAACGCUGGCCAAUCAAAUAGACGACAUGCGGAGAAACCUCAAUAACAUCUUUGAGACAAACCACAAAAGUCUGCAGCGCCUGGAAACGAUAACGACCCAACACCCACCCAAGAUGCUUCAGGAACACCUGCAGCCCCUAACAGAGCACCUGGAGGCAUUGCACUCGGAGCUAAAGACUAUGCGAGAGGCGAGGCAACAAACACCUCCGCCGCCUGCAAUAAGUUUAGCAACUGAAUUGGCGCAGGCGGGGGAUGCGAAACUUAAAAAACCCACCUACACAAAAGUCGUUGCAAAUGUUCCCUCUCCAAACCCUAACCGCACUCUGAUCGUGUCCUCAACCGAUCCCAAAAAGACUGGAGAAAAUGUUAUCGAACCGAUCAGGGAAGCCUUGGAUACGAGAAAAACCGGGGCUAAAGUGGAUAGGAUCAGAAAGGCUAGGAACCAAAAAAUCAUCCUCAGCUGUAGCACCAAAGAAGACCUCCAACUGGUGCAAGAUAGGGUUAAAGCGGCAAAAGGCUUAAAAGCAGAAGUGGCCAAAGCUAGUAACCCGCUUGAAGUAAUCCGCGACGUUCUCCUGUCACAGACGCUGAGA
Molecule: messenger RNA, 1734 nt
Organism: Iphiclides podalirius (scarce swallowtail)
Lineage: Eukaryota; Metazoa; Arthropoda; Insecta; Lepidoptera; Papilionidae
Source: the annotation of a GenBank genome assembly